UCUUGGAAGUUUGACGUGAACAUUAAAUUGCGCCUUUAUGUCAGAAAUUGUUUUAAUUCCAAGAGAAAUAUACAUUAGAGGGCAUUUGCAGCGUGCCUAUUCCAUCGGGUCGCAAGAAAACGUGCUUUGAAUUGACGACUUUUGAAAGGACUUCACAUUAACAUUUUGACAGUUUGCAGGAGUGCAGCUUUGUCAAUCAAUUUGCGCAUCGAACUCAGUGACAUUCAUUGCAGCCCGUGGGCACAGCAGCAGUUGGAUUCUAAAGUCUUGAAAGGAAGGAUUUUUUUUCACUCCAAGAGCAAUUCAUUGCUUUAGCUCAGCGGUAAUUUUUUUCGCAUGAAUCUACUCGACCCCUUCCUGAAGAUGACAGACGAACAGGAGAAAUGUUUCUCUGACGCUCCAAGCCCCAGCAUGUCUGAGGAUUCGGUCGGCUCGCCGUGCCCGUCCGGCUCCGGUUCCGACACCGAGAAUACCAGGCCGUCCGAUAAUCAUCUAUUACUGGGUCCAGACGGCGUGCUCGGCGAGUUCAAGAAGGCUGACCAAGACAAGUUCCCUGUAUGUAUCAGAGAUGCAGUGUCUCAGGUGCUGAAGGGUUACGACUGGACCUUGGUGCCCAUGCCAGUCCGAGUGAACGGCUCCAGCAAAAACAAGCCUCAUGUCAAGAGACCUAUGAACGCUUUCAUGGUGUGGGCUCAAGCCGCCCGGAGGAAACUGGCGGACCAGUACCCACAUCUCCACAAUGCAGAACUCAGCAAAACCCUCGGCAAACUCUGGAGAUUGCUCAACGAAGGCGAGAAGCGUCCGUUCGUAGAGGAGGCUGAGCGCUUGAGGGUGCAGCACAAGAAAGAUCACCCCGACUACAAGUACCAGCCCAGACGGAGAAAAUCCGUGAAGAACGGGCAGGGCGAACCAGAGGACGGCGAGCAAACCCACAUCUCUUCCGGUGACAUCUUUAAAGCUCUCCAGCAAGCAGACUCGCCCGCGUCCAGCAUGGGCGAAGUGCAUUCACCCGGUGAACAUUCAGGCCAGUCCCAGGGCCCACCUACACCACCGACCACCCCCAAAACAGAGCUGGCUGCGGGCAAGGCCGACCUGAAGCGCGAGGGCCGCCCCCUGCAAGAGGGCACGGGCCGCCAGCUAAACAUCGACUUCCGGGACGUGGAUAUCGGCGAGCUGAGCAGCGACGUCAUCUCCAACAUCGAAGCCUUCGAUGUCAACGAGUUUGACCAGUACCUGCCGCCCCACGGGCACGCCGGCGUCAACGGCGCCCAGACGGGCUACACGGGCAGCUACCGAGGCAUCAGCGCCAGUUCCAUCGGCCAGGUGGGUGCUGGAGGCCACGGCUGGAUGUCCAAGCAGCAGCACUCCCUCGCCGCCCUGGGUGGAGGUGGCGGUAGUGGGGGAGAGCAAGGCCAGAGCCAGGGGAGAACCACUCAGAUCAAGACGGAGCAGCUGAGCCCCAGCCACUACAGUGAGCAGCAGGGCUCUCCUCCCCAGCACGUCACCUAUGGUUCAUUCAACCUGCAGCACUACAGCGCUUCAUCCUACCCCUCCAUCACCCGCACACAGUAUGACUAUUCUGAUCACCAGGGCGGCGCCAACUCUUAUUAUAGCCAUGCAGGUGCCCAAGGCUCAGGGCUCUAUUCCUUCAGCAGCUAUAUGAGCCCCAGCCAGAGGCCCAUGUAUACCCCCAUCGCUGACCCCACCGGAGUGCCCUCGGUGCCCACCCAGACCCACAGUCCACAGCACUGGGAGCAGCAGCCUGUCUACACCCAGCUCUCCAGGCCCUGAGAGGCCAGAAGUUAGAGGUCAACCCCUUAGUCCUUAGCACAGACUGUCCCAUAAGAACCCAUCUCCUACCAGAGACUCUUAUCUCCCAGAAUCCUCGCGGGCCUACAGGCCUCUACACCAGGGUUCUUCAAUUCCAGUCCUGGAGGGCCGAAACACUUCUGUUUUUUAUUUCUACCUGGUAGUUAAU
Molecule: messenger RNA, 1978 nt
Organism: Coregonus clupeaformis (lake whitefish)
Lineage: Eukaryota; Metazoa; Chordata; Actinopteri; Salmoniformes; Salmonidae
Product: transcription factor Sox-9-B
Exons: 3
Coding region: 337-1791 (484 amino acids)
Biological process (GO): oligodendrocyte differentiation; positive regulation of chondrocyte differentiation; morphogenesis of an epithelium
Cellular component (GO): nucleus
Molecular function (GO): DNA-binding transcription factor activity, RNA polymerase II-specific; RNA polymerase II cis-regulatory region sequence-specific DNA binding
Source: RefSeq, a predicted model, not a curated record